CUAUAAUUUAACUGUCUUGUUGCAUACCUUUUCUCUGCGGCUGUUUUUCUCUUCUGAAUAAAGUAACAAAACAAUUUACUGCCAAAACUACUUCCAAGUAAAUUUUAAACAGUAAAAUUUUAAAUUAAACAGUAACACGAUACGAAAAUGGCUGCUUUGGUGGUUCAAUCUCGUUUUGCCGGAUUGAAAAUUGAAGAUGACGAUAAUCCUACAUGUAAUGACAACCAAAAAACAAAAAAAGCGAAAACAAAUACUGCCAAAAAGCCUGAACCUGCCAAGAAAAUUAAACCUCAAAAUACCAAACCACAGUCUGCAGGGAAGAAAAAGAAGACCAAACAGAAUUCUGCUUCAUCUGAGCAGUGGGAGACUUGGAAACAGAAGGAUGAGCAGCUGGUUGAUGGCAACUUUGAAUCAGAGUUACAGCAGGCAAUACUCUUAUCAAAACUUGACUUUGAAGAGAAAAAAGAUGUAUACAAACAGUCCAAGAAGGAAGCAGAACUCGAAAAGAAGUCAUCAGAACAAAAUACUAAAGCAGGAUCUAAGAAACAAAAGAAAAAAAAUGUGAUGAGCCUUGACCAGUUCAAUGUGAUGAUAAGUGGAGAAGAUAAUAGAGUAAAUCAUGAGGAAGAUCCAGAUGAAGAUCCUAAAUCCAAAUCCCCUGACAAAGAUACUGAGUUCUUUAAAAGGGUGACUGAUGAUGCCAAGACAGAGUUGAUAAAGGACAAAGUUUAUGAUAGGAUCCGAACUCGACUAGCGGUGCCCGACGAAGUUAUUACUAGGGUACAGUUUGCUGACGCACUGGAGAAGAAGGACAAAGAAAUUUCAGCUUUGAAGCAGGAGGUCGACAGUUUGAAAAAGGAACUUAAUACAGUCAGGUCUAGGAACAGGAAACUGUGCAAUAUCCUUGGACAGGGCGAAAUGAAAGAUAAAGCAGAAGUGUUAGUGGAGGUGGAACGUCUGAGGGCGGUACAAUCAGAGCUCACGGCAGAGCUCGCCACACUACACACGGAACUCGAGAAAGAACGGUCCAAGAACACAGACCCGAGAGCUAAAGAUAAGAAAAAUUCAACUAAAAAGAAAAAUAUACGCUUUGACGUUUCAUCUGAAGCAAUAUUAUGUAAAGAAUCAAGCUCGGGGACUGCUUAGUAGAGGAGAAUGUAUUUUUUAUAGAAACUUAAUAGCUCUAAAAAUAGAAAUAAAGAUUUAUGAUUACUUC
This is a messenger RNA of Amyelois transitella, 1216 nucleotides long. Its product is annotated as G kinase-anchoring protein 1. Gene Ontology annotation, biological process: signal transduction. NCBI's taxonomy places the organism in Eukaryota, Metazoa, Arthropoda, Insecta, Lepidoptera, Pyralidae. The record is from RefSeq and is a predicted model, not a curated record. Gene Ontology annotation, cellular component: Golgi apparatus. The coding region runs from base 148 to 1146 and encodes 332 amino acids. The transcript is spliced from 7 exons.